UUUCCUGAGGUAACCGCGUGGUGAGUUUGAGCGCGGACUGGGCAGGGGCUUAAGGAGACUGAGCGCGGAUGUGGGUGUGGUCGCACUGGUGAAGCCUGCCCGUGCCCAGGACACCAUAGACACUGAAAGGAUGGCCACCCGGCUGCAGACCAAGGAGGCCCUGGGGUCAGUGGCGUUCAGGGAUGUGAUUGUGGACUUCAGCCAGGAGGAGUGGCAGCAGCUGAAGCCUGAGCAGAAGGACCUGUACAGGGAUGUGAUGAUGGAGGUCUACUGGAACUUGAUCUCGCUAGGCUUGGAGACUGAACAGAACAUGAACGAACCGGACCCAGAGAAGGAGUCUUGGGAAGACAGACCAUCCAUUGCAAUGGUGGUCGGAGGACUCAUGAAGAAUGGAGCCCGGGGUUACUCCUGUGAAAAAGCGGGAAUACAGGGUGACAGGGUGGGGAAGCAACACAGAAGUACAGGGACAUGUUUAUGGCCUUUGGACACAUCCCAAGUGUUAACCCCUGAGUGUUGUGAAUUUAAGGCAUUCAUCCAUCAGGACCACAUGCUGGCCCCACCAAGAUUGGAAGGACCCAGAGGACCAGGGAUGCAGUGUUUUAGCAUGUGUGGGAAGACCUCAGGUACUUCAAGCCCCAGUCCUCCCUCCCAACUUUGUGCAGAGAAGAAGACAUAUAAGUGCAGACACUGUAGCAAGACUUUAAGCUCAAAGUCAUCCUUGAGGAAGCACCAACGAACCCAUUCCUUGGAGAAGCCAUACGUGUGUGGGGACUGUGGUAAGGCCUUCAGCCGAAAGGAUAAGAUCACCCUACACCGGAGGACGCACACCGGGGAGAAACCUUACGUGUGCGGAGACUGUGGCAAGUCCUUCAGGCAGAAGAGUAAUAUCAUCCUACACCAGAGAACGCACACCGGGGAGCUGCCAUAUGUGUGCGGGGACUGCGGAAAAGCCUUCAGCCGGAAAUCAACCCUCGAUGUGCACCAGAGGACACACACUGGGGAGAAGCCUUACUUGUGUGGGGAUUGCGGCAAGGCCUACAGAGACAAUAGGCACCUCGUCCAGCAUCAGAGGAUACAUACUGGGGAGAAGCUGCACUCCUGCCGGGACUGUGGCAAAGCCUUCAUCUACAAACGGAGUCUCGUUGUCCAUGAGAGAAUGCACACAGGGGAGAAACCUUAUGUGUGUGUGGAGUGCGGCCAGGCCUUCAGACAGAAUCGGCGCCUCGUGGAACAUCAGAGGAUGCACACCGGGGAGAAUCUGCACUUGUGCAUGGACUGUGGCAAAGCAUUCAGCCAGAGGUCUGACUUCCUUGUGCAUCGGAGGACGCACACUGGAGAGAAGCCAUAUGUUUGCGGUUACUGUGGCAAGGCCUUCAGGCAUAAGGGUAACAUCUUCCUACACCAGAGAACGCACACUGGGGAGAAGCCAUAUGGGUGCAGUUACUGUGGCAAGGCCUUCAGCCAGAAAUGCAGCCUGCUUGUGCAUGAAAGGAUGCACACGGGGGAGAAGCCAUUCAUAUGUGAGGAAUGUGGCAAGGCCUUCAGCCAGAAAUCCAGUCUCCGUGUGCAUUCAAGGACACACACUGGGGAGAAGCCAUACGUGUGUGAGUACUGUGGGAAGGCCUUCAGAGAGAAUAGGCGCCGCAUGAAGCAUCAGAACACGCACACUGGGGAGAAGCCAUAGUGUGUGAAGACUGGGAAGGCCUUCAGAAAGUAUGGACACCUCAUUGAUCACCCCAGGAGACACAGCGAAGAGAAGCCAUACACAUGGGGGAAAUGUAUGGCUUCCACGUCUAAUGGAGUUUCGGUGUGCAUCAGAUGAUGCACAUGGGGGCAAAGCCUUAUGUGUGCGGUAGUGGCAAGGCCUUCAGCUAGAAACCCAGCCUGGUUGUGCAUCAGAGGACAGACAGAGGAUACACAGAGAGGAGAAGCCAUAGGUGUGUGUGGACUCAGCCUAGCUUAUCCUUCAGAGUGAACAAGAGCCUGAUUGAGCUUCAGAGGACACACAUUGGACAGACGCCAUGUGUGUGCAAGGACUCCAGCCAGGCCUUCAGAGAGAAUAGGUGCCUCAUCAAGCAUUACUAGAUGCACACUAGGUAGGAGCUGAACAUAUGCAGGGAUUGUGGGAAGGCCUUCAGCAGAAUAGGAACCUCACUGAGCAUCAAAGAAUGCAGAUUUCAUCCCUGGCUGGUGUGGCUUUAUGGAUUGAGUGCUGGACUGUGAAUCAAAGGGUCUCUGGUUCAAUUCCCAGGCAGGGCACAUGUCUGGGUGUAGGCCAAGUCCCCAAUAGGGAGCACUUGAGAAGCAACCACAUACUGAUGUUUCUCUCCCUCUCUCUUUAAAAAAUAAAAAUUUUAAAAACCUAAAAAAGGGGGAGGUGGGAGCCAAUGCACCCAAAGGAGAAUGCAUACAUUUCAGGCCAGUACAUACUUUAGCAAGAACUCCUCAUUCAGGAAGCACAGACCAGUACCCACUGGGGAGUCCCCUGCCAGUGCUCCAUUUGCCAGAAGGACUUCAUGACAUGCUUAUCCUUACAGAAUCAUCUGACUAGCCCCACCUUGGAGAAUUGUGGCAAAAUCUUUAUCAGGAACAUUUUGCUUCCCACCCACCAAGUGGUUUCUGUGGGAGACAAGCCCUACCAGAGUGGCAAGUGCAGGAAAACCUUCAGCAGGAAUUUCUACCUCAUGUGGCACAUAGCAGGGAAUUGGGGGAUUUUAGAAUCCAUACCUGACUGGUAGGUGCUGAGACCAUGGGUGCCAGACUUAAUAUUGGAGGACACAGGUGGGAUGCAAGAGAAGUCCUGAUCAGGCCUGUCUUAGAAAUAUGGCUGUUGUGGACACACUAAGUCAUUAUCAUAUGCUUCCCCAGCAUCUGCAGGGCCAGGUGCAAAGUAAGCACCAUCCAGGUCUAGUAUCUAGAAAUGUAGCCAGGGGCCUGUGACUCCAGACCUAGAUCCAAUAAACUGUUGUAGAAGCUUGGAUAAAACAUUUAGUGUCUGGUCUCCAUCUCCUGGAUAGUAAAGUGGAGGAGAAAAAGAAGGGAGAUGUGGAGAAGGGCUCCAUGGGGGCAUCGUCACUUUGUGAUACAUGACAUGCCUGGAUCUUGUCUAGAAGUCAGGUGGUCACAUCCGUGGGUAUCCUUGUUUGCCCCAUUCCCAGCCCCCAGGUUUUCUGCAACAGUAGAAGGUGCCAUAUGUUUUAU
Phyllostomus discolor (pale spear-nosed bat) is the source of this 3201-nucleotide messenger RNA. Its product is annotated as zinc finger protein OZF-like. The record is from RefSeq and is a predicted model, not a curated record. Gene Ontology annotation, biological process: regulation of DNA-templated transcription. Bases 131 to 1684 code for a protein of 517 amino acids. The transcript is spliced from 4 exons. NCBI's taxonomy places the organism in Eukaryota, Metazoa, Chordata, Mammalia, Chiroptera, Phyllostomidae.